GAGAAAGAGAGAGAUGGUGUGGAAGGAGGAAGAGGAGGAGGAGAUGAUAAGAGUGAGGGAGUAUGACAAGGAUAAGGACCUUUGGAAAGUGGAGGAGAUGGAGAGGAGGUGUGAGAUAGGUCAUAGUGGCACUGAAACAUCAUCGAAGAAGUCGACGAAGAAGAAGAAGAAGAGCAUGAAGCUCUUUGUAGACCUCUUGGGUGAUCCCAUGAGCAGAGUUAGACACACUCCCCUUCAUGUCAUGCUGGUGGCAGAGUAUGGGGAGAAAGAGAAGGAGAAGAAGGAGAUAGUUGGAGUUAUAAGAGCAUGCAUUAAGAUGGUGACUAGAGGGAUGAAACCAGUGAAUGAGCAUCCAAUAUAUGCAAAGGUUGCUUAUAUUCUUGGCCUAAGAGUCUCCACAUCUCAUAGGAGGAAUGGAAUAGGAACAAAGCUAGUAGAAGAAGUGGAAUCAUGGUGCCGGAAAAACGGAGCCGAGUACUCAUACAUGGCGACGGAGAGAUCGAACACGGCCUCACUUAACCUCUUCACAAAGAAAUUCUCAUACACACACUUCCGGUCUCCGGCAAUGCUAGUCCAUCCAGUUCAUCACCACACACUCCCACUCCCACUCCACCACCACUCCCUCUCCAUCUUCCACCUCCCACCAUCCUUAGCAACCUCACUUUACAACCAAAUCUUCAAAACAAACUCAGAGUUCUACCCUUCAGACAUCUUCUCAGUGUUAUCAAAUCCAUUAACAAUCACUACACUGAUUGCUUUGCCAGCUUCGGACGUUGCAUGGCAGCCAUGCAGUGUUUUACGUGGGAUUUUACCAAAGAGUUAUGCUGUGCUUAGUCUUUGGAACAGCGCCGGAGUUUUCAGGAUGAGGGUCGCCGGAGCGCCGGCGUUGGCCAAGGCGGUGCUGGGGGUGGCGAGGGCGUUGGAUGAGAGAGCGCCGUGGAUGAGGUUACCGGCGUUGAAGGAUGUUUUCCGGCCGUUUGGGGUUUACUUCAUGUAUGGACUACAUAUGGAAGGGGAAGGUGGGGCCCGGUUGAUGACGUCAUUGUGCAGGGUGGCCCACAAUAUUGCCAGCAAGGAUGAAGGGUGUGCUGCCAUCGUGGCAGAGGUGGGUCCGGGGGACCCAGUUAGGGUGGCAGUGCCACGUUGGAGGAGGUUUUCUUGUGAAGAGGAUGUGUGGUGUGUGAAGAGACUUGGUGGUGAUGGGGAGAAGAGAAGGAACGGUGGAGAUGAUGAUGGGGUUGAUAAUUGGGUUAAAUCUCCACCGUCCACUGAUGUCAUUUUUGUUGAUCCAAGGGAGUUUUGAAUGUUAUUGUUGUUAAUGUUAUUAUUAUUUAGUUUUUUU
Molecule: messenger RNA, 1342 nt
Organism: Dioscorea cayenensis subsp. rotundata (Guinea yam)
Lineage: Eukaryota; Viridiplantae; Streptophyta; Magnoliopsida; Dioscoreales; Dioscoreaceae
Product: probable N-acetyltransferase HLS1
Exons: 3
Coding region: 14-1303 (429 amino acids)
Molecular function (GO): acyltransferase activity, transferring groups other than amino-acyl groups
Source: RefSeq, a predicted model, not a curated record